Messenger RNA from Candida tropicalis MYA-3404, 882 nucleotides. RefSeq lists its product as uncharacterized. Lineage: Eukaryota; Fungi; Ascomycota; Pichiomycetes; Serinales; Debaryomycetaceae. Gene Ontology annotation, biological process: lipid homeostasis. The record is from RefSeq and is a predicted model, not a curated record. Gene Ontology annotation, cellular component: endoplasmic reticulum; membrane. The coding region runs from base 1 to 882 and encodes 293 amino acids. The transcript has a single exon.
AUGGCCCUUACUUUUCUAUUUUCAAAACUCCCGGUCAUUACCGAAGACCCGUUCCUAAAAUAUAGACCUUUCCCAGAGAAUCCAAGCAAUGAAAUUGUUAAACAUUGGCAUGAAAUUGCUGUUUCAUUUGUCUUUUACUGUUUAGUGCAAUUGUUAUCUAAACCUGUCUUUACCGUAAUUAUGGGUUCUAAAUAUACCAAGUUGUCAAGAGGAACUAAAGUCAAUUUUGAUGUACACGUAACCUCAAUGGUUCAAUGUUUUAUCUCAAUCGCACUUUUGAUUCCCCACUUGAACAAUCCCCACUUGGCUAAUAGACAUGCAGACCCAGUCAACUCAUUAUUGGGAAAAACUGACUUUGGUGGAUUAGCCUGUGCAUUGACAGUUGGAUACUUUAUUUGGGACAUUUAUGUUUGUGUAAGAUACUUUUCAUUAUUUGGUGUUGGGUUUUUGUUUCAUGGUAUUGCAGCUAUGUAUGCAUUCCUUUCUGGGCUCUUCCCUUACGGACAACCAUGGGCUGGUGCAUUUUUGGCAUUUGAAUUCAGUACUCCAUUUGUCAAUCUCAAUUGGUUUGCUUCCAAAUUGCCAGCAGGAACUUUCAGUGACAAGUUUGUGAUCAUAAAUGGUUUAUUGUUGAUGGCCACUUUUUUUGUUGUUCGUAUUUUGUGGGGAUUCUAUGCUGUUUACCAAUUUGCUCUUGAUAUUAGAUACUCUCUUGAUAUUGUUAGUAAAGCUUUGCCAUAUACUUUGUUGGGGUUGAAUUUCUUACUUGAUUGUCUCAAUGUUUUCUGGUUCUACAAGAUGGUUAUGAUUGCCAAAAAGAAAGCAGGUGGUUCCAAAUCAACUAGACAAGCCUCUGUUGAUGUAGGAAAGAAAGUAGAAUAG